Messenger RNA from Apodemus sylvaticus (European woodmouse), 770 nucleotides. RefSeq names its product ribosomal protein L27a (gene Rpl27a). The transcript has 5 exons. NCBI's taxonomy places the organism in Eukaryota, Metazoa, Chordata, Mammalia, Rodentia, Muridae. Gene Ontology annotation, molecular function: structural constituent of ribosome. Gene Ontology annotation, cellular component: ribosome; cytosolic large ribosomal subunit. The coding region runs from base 285 to 731 and encodes 148 amino acids. The record is from RefSeq and is a predicted model, not a curated record. Gene Ontology annotation, biological process: translation.
GACAAAAACCAACAGCACCAGAAAAGAGCAGCAUACUCCGAAAAUGGCCGGCCGGCAGCGGCGCUCGAUCAGGGCCGUGUUACCCAGGCUUCCCGGGUGCUGGCGCCACCAGCUCGCUCCGCCCACCCACACGGAAAGGAAGAGGCGGGCGCCGGAAGCCGCUGACGUCAGGAGCCCCUCCCGAGGCCCGCCUCCGGGCCGGAAAUGAAGCAUUAGUCCCACCCCCGCGCCUGCUAACUCGCGAGACUUCGGGAGCUCCUCCCUCUUUCCUUUCUGCCACCGCCAUGCCAUCCAGACUGAGGAAGACCCGGAAACUCCGGGGCCACGUGAGCCAUGGCCAUGGCCGCAUCGGUAAGCACCGCAAGCACCCGGGAGGCCGCGGCAAUGCUGGAGGCAUGCACCACCACAGGAUCAACUUUGACAAAUAUCAUCCAGGUUACUUUGGGAAAGUUGGUAUGAGGCAUUACCACUUGAAGAGGAACCAGAGCUUCUGCCCAACUGUCAACCUGGAUAAAUUGUGGACGUUGGUCAGCGAGCAGACACGGGUCAAUGCAGCAAAAAACAAGACUGGAGCUGCUCCUAUCAUUGAUGUUGUUAGAUCGGGCUACUACAAAGUUCUGGGCAAGGGAAAGCUCCCCAAGCAGCCUGUCAUCGUGAAGGCCAAAUUCUUCAGCAGAAGAGCUGAAGAGAAGAUUAAGGGUGUUGGAGGAGCCUGUGUCCUGGUGGCUUAAAGGCUAUUCUGGGGGUUAAUUAAAUACUAACAUUUUCCA